Dioscorea cayenensis subsp. rotundata (Guinea yam) is the source of this 1252-nucleotide messenger RNA. Its product is annotated as protein YIF1B-B-like. The record is from RefSeq and is a predicted model, not a curated record. The transcript is spliced from 5 exons. Gene Ontology annotation, cellular component: endoplasmic reticulum membrane; Golgi membrane; endoplasmic reticulum-Golgi intermediate compartment. Gene Ontology annotation, biological process: endoplasmic reticulum to Golgi vesicle-mediated transport. Bases 291 to 1091 code for a protein of 266 amino acids. Lineage: Eukaryota; Viridiplantae; Streptophyta; Magnoliopsida; Dioscoreales; Dioscoreaceae.
AAAUCUCCGAUUUUCUAGGGUUUGCGCACGCCCAAAGACCAUAUUAGACUUCGCCGGGAGCGAGAUCGCGGCUUGUGCGCCAUCGGAGACUUCGUCUUCUGCGAGAAUCCUUGGUUUUCUUGGAUCUGGUGUGGGUCUUCUGCCAUCUUUUCGUUUUCUUCAGUGAGAUUUGGUCCACUGUGGGAGUUUCUGUUUGAUUUUUGAGUUUGCGGGCGGUUUCUGUGGAAGUAGCCAUAUAUGAAGUUUGCUUAGAAGAAUAGCUGAUUUCUUCAUAUUAUUAUAUUGUAGAAAUGUAUGAUAAUCUCGGUGCUCAGCCUGGGAUGCAGAGGCCUCCUCUUAACCCUCAACAAAACCCUUUUGGCAAUGCAUUCUAUGGGGCAGGAUCCGGACUAAUUCGGGGUGGUCUAGGAGCAUAUGGAGAGAAGUUUUUGGGCUCAAGUUCUGAGUUUAUGCAAAGUAAUAUCAGCAAGUAUUUCUCCAACCCACAGUACUAUUUUCAAGUCAAUGAUCAGUAUGUUAGGAACAAAUUGAAAAUGGUCCUGUUUCCAUUCUUGCACAGGGGGCAUUGGGCGAGGAUUAGUGAACCAGUUGGUGGCAGGCUGUCUUAUAAACCUCCAAUUUACGAUAUCAAUGCCCCAGAUCUGUACAUCCCUUUGAUGGCCUUUGGCACAUACAUCAUCCUUGCAGGCUUCACUUUUGGUCUUCUUGGAAAGUUUAGUCCAGAAGCUUUGACCUUGCAAUUUACUAGGGGACUUGCCGGUUGGUUUCUGCAGGUCAUACUGCUAAAAGGACUGCUAUAUUCACUUGGUGGAGCGGAAGCACCAUUGUUAGAUAUUGUAGCGUAUGGUGGUUACGCAUUCACAGGCUUGUCGGUGGCAAUCCUUGCGAGGCUUGUCUGGAACUAUUCAUAUUACUUUGUUUUCCCGUGGUUCUGUUUGUGCAUGGGUGUGUUCUUGGUGAAGACGAUGAAAAGGGUGCUUUUCACACAGAUGAAAAGCUACGAGAAUUCGAGCAGGCACAAUUAUCUGUUGUUGCUAAUGGGGAUUGUGCAGUUCCCAUUGUUCUUUUGGCUUGGCAGGAUAGGAGCUUGAACUUGUUAUUUUGGCGGCAUAUUUGUUCAGUUUACACUUCUUUAUAGACUGUUCAUAUAUUGAUGAUGUGUAUCACUAUGGAAAAUAACACUUGUUAGGUUUUGUCAUGUUUGAUACCGGUAAGAUGAUAUUUUCCUGAAUGAAAAGUUGUUAGUAUAAAA